AUGAAGGCUCAUCUGCUUGGACUACCGAAUGAGUUGCUUCUACAAGUCUUCGAGAUUGGAAGUUUCGCUGAUGCGGCAAGUCUCCACCAGGUCAACAAACAGCUACGCUGGGUCAUGGAAACCCACACGAACGCUAUCAUCAAGUCUCUGCCAGUCGAAGCCGUUGUUGUAGCUAAAGUCGAAUCGAGGCGCACCGAGCAGAAAGAAGCGUCGACACUUUUACCGUUACUCAUACGCAAUGCUAGUUUUUGCGCUCAUGCAUACCAACAUUCGCGCCGCAUUCUUCGUCAUGAAACACACACGCCCGACGCCGAGCCUAAUACAUACUACACACUGCGCUUUCUCACGCUUGGUUACGACAAGACAUAUGGACGACGAGAAACGAUACGUGUCCUUCUCGAGGAACACACAAUGCCUAAAAUUUUGACACUCCGCUUCUUUUCGCGAACCAUGUGUCACGACAGUAUGAAAUGGAUACAGCAGGAGGCGCUCAGGAAAACGAGCGGCUUCGAGAAUUCAAUUCCUGUUGAAGACAAAUGGCUCUAUGCGGAUCAACUGAUAGAAGCAACGAUCAAAAGUCGUGAACGUGGUGUUGAUUUUCUUUCGAGAGCUCUAGAGGGGUUCGUCGUCAAAUAUGCCUUUGGACCUUAUCCAUAG
Messenger RNA from Aureobasidium subglaciale EXF-2481, 657 nucleotides. RefSeq lists its product as uncharacterized. NCBI's taxonomy places the organism in Eukaryota, Fungi, Ascomycota, Dothideomycetes, Dothideales, Saccotheciaceae. Bases 1 to 657 code for a protein of 218 amino acids. The record is from RefSeq and is a predicted model, not a curated record. The transcript has a single exon. Gene Ontology annotation, molecular function: protein binding.